Vitis vinifera (wine grape) is the source of this 2770-nucleotide messenger RNA. RefSeq lists its product as uncharacterized. Lineage: Eukaryota; Viridiplantae; Streptophyta; Magnoliopsida; Vitales; Vitaceae. The transcript is spliced from 16 exons. Gene Ontology annotation, molecular function: transmembrane transporter activity. The record is from RefSeq and is a predicted model, not a curated record. Gene Ontology annotation, cellular component: plasma membrane.
AUGGCCACUGGAAAAUUGAGGAACCUUUUGGAAGGGCUGAAGCCAGCCAUGACAAUGGUGGUUGUUCAGAUAAUAUUUGGAGGGCUAAAUAUUAUGUACACACUGGCUAGAAAUGAUGGCAUGAGCAUGAAGAUUUUGGUCGCCUACCGAAAUAUCUUUGCAACAGCUAUUAUGGUUCCACUUGCUCUAAUCUUUGAAGGGAAGAGUAGGCCAAAACUGACAUGGAUGAUCUUCCUCCAGGGCUCAUUGUGUGGAUAAUUUGGAGGGUCAUUAGGUCAAAAUUUAUAUGCCGAGAGACUAAGCUUAACGUCAGCAACAUUUGUAGCGGCAAUGACAAACCUGGUUCCAGCAAUGACAUUUGUCAUGGCUGUUUUCUUAAGGAUGGAGAGAUUAGCAAUUGGAACAAUUGCGGGAAAAGCUAAGUUAAUGGGGACUAUAAUGAGCCUAGGUGGUGCAAUGAUUCUAACAUUUUACAAAGGAGUAGAGAUCAAGUUAUGGUCAACCAACAUCAACCUACUACAUCAUGGUGCUGCAGCAUUACAAGAGUCGUCUCCUAAUCAAGUGUUGGGCUAACUAUUGGCUGUGGCUAGUUGUGUCUGUAUUGCAGUUUGGUUGAUAGUCCAGACUAAGAUGAGCAUGGUAUAUCCAAGCUACUCCGGAACUGCUCUAAUGUGUGUUUGUGCAUCAAUUCAAUCGGUUGUAUAUGCCAUGUGCACUGAGAGGGACUGGUCCGCAUGGAAACUUGGUUGGGACAUUAGGCUUCUCACUGUUGUUUACUCAGGAGUGUUGGCCUCUGGAUUAAUGGUUACACUAAUGACCUGGGUUUCAAGGAUGAGAGGCCCAUUGUUUGUAUCUUCUUUCUUUCCCUUAAUGCUUGCAACCGUUGCAAUACUUGGGUCACACUUACUCCACGAACAGCUACAUAUAGGAAGCAUAAUUGCAGCAGUGUUGAUCAUAGUGGGCUUGUAUAUUGUUUUAUAGGGAAAAGGCAAGGAAAUGAAGCAGACCGCCCAAAUCCAUGCAGCACAAAGCUUUAGCGAACAAGAUCUGAGACAUAUUGUCAAAGAAAAUUCAAGUAACAGUGAGUGUAAACCAGAAGCAAGUGGCAUUAUUGGUCCCAUUGAACCUGCUGACCUAGGAUCUGGAGUGCCAUCUGCAGCUGCAGUGGGAAGCGCAUAUAAUGCGGCAGAUCUUCGGGAUCACAGUAUGCGGAAAAUAUCUAAAGGUUUUGAUGUGGCAACCUUUGACGUUGAUUUUGGGCAAUAUCACAAGAAAUCAUGGGGCGAAGGUGAUCAAACCAGUGGCGGUAAUGUUGGUGCGUGGUUCAACGAAUUCUUGAAGUUGGCUACAAGUGACGGCCAGUAUGGCCUUGGCUUUUAUGGCCCCUCAACAGCUUUUCAGUUGGUAUAUUACAUGGCUAGUGGGAAGUUUUGGAAUGUCAUGACAGGGCUGAAGCCAGCCCUGGCAAUGGUGGUGGUUCAAGUGUCACUGGGAGGAAUUAAUAUUAUGUACAAAUUGGCUAAGAAUGACGGCAUGAGCAUGAAGGUUUUAAUCGCCUAUAGAUAUAUAUUCGCUGCAGCUUUUAUGGUUCCACUUGCUUUGAUAUUUGAUCGGAAGAGUAGGCAAAAAAUGACAUGGAUGAUCUUCUUGCAAGGUUCCUUAUGUGGUUUAUUUGGGGGGUCAUUAGGUCAAAACUUAUAUGCUGAGAGCUUGACUCUAACGUCCGCAACUUUUGCAGCAGCAAUGACUAACAUUAUUCCAGCCAUGGCAUUUGUCCUGGCAAUUGUUUUGAGGAUGGAAAGAUUAGCAAUUGGCACGGUUGCUGGAAAGUCUAAGGUGUUGGGCACUCUAUUAAGCAUAAGUGGUGCACUGGUUCUCACAUUUUACAAAGGAGUAGAGCUCAAUUUGUGGUCAACUAACAUCAACUUGCUGCAUCAUGGUGCAGCAACCUCACAGCAAUCAUCUAAUGAUCAAGUCUUGGGCUCAAUCUUAGCUGUUGUUGCUUGUAUGUGCUUUGCAGUUUGGUUGAUAAUCCAGGCCAAGAUUAGUAUGGUGUAUCCAAGCUACUCUGGAACUGCUCUUACUUGUGUCUGUGCAGCGAUUCAGUCAGUUGUAUAUGCCAUGUGUGCUGAGAAGGAAUGGUCAGCAUGGAAACUUGGUUGGAACAUAAGACUUCUCACUGUUGUUUACACGGGAGUGUGGGCCACUGGAUUGAUGGUUGCAAUAAUGAGCUGGGCUGCAAGGCUGAGGGGGCCAUUGUUUGUAUCUUCUUUCUAUCCCUUAAUGCUUGUAACUGUUGCAAUACUGGGGUCUCUCUUACUCGACGAGCAACUAUACUUGGGAAGCAUAAUAGCAGUAGUGUUGAUCGUAGUGGGCUUGUAUGGUGUUUUGUGGGGAAAAGGCAAGGAGAUGAAGCAGAACGACCAAAUAGAUGGAGCAAAAAGCUCUACGGAGCCAGAAUUGAGAGGCAUUGUCAUAGAAACCUCAUCUAGUACUAAGGGUAAACCGACCGCAACAAGUACUAUUUGUCCCAUCCAAGCUGCUGACCGAGGAUCUGGUGCGGUUUCUCCUGCUGCAGUGGUGCAUGAAUAGCAUCAAUAUAUCAUACUGAUAUCUUUUAUUUGGAAGAAAAUUUUGAAGAAAUUCUUGUAUGUAUAUACAAAAUUCAUUUCUACGCAACCAAAUAUCUUAAAAACAGUGUACCCGCCCCGUAUUUCCUUUGCCUAAAUUGUAAUAUUUUCCGAUAAUAAAUGAUUAAUGUUUCAUGCAA